UCUUCAAAGUAUCUAAAAAUUAAAAUUUUUUUAUAAUUUAUUAUUAAUCAAAUAAUAACAGCAACUAAAACAUGGAUACAGCAAGUACAUAUUCAAUAUCAUAUUCUGACUGGCUUACGGAACCACGGCGUCGGACAGUGCUAACAAAUGGUGAUUCUGUGCCUUCAACAUCACCACAACCACUGCCAAUUACAGUAACGAGCACCAACAGUAGCAGUUCAAUUGCUGAUCAGGUGCUGAUACAUCAUAAUAGCAAUUAUCAGCUUUCUCCCACCUCAACGGUAGCCACGCGCUACUUUGAGCAUCCACAACUAACAACAGUCAUUUCAGCUACAUCGCCGCAAACGCUACUAUCACCCAACGCCGCCCAUAAUGGAGUGCAUGGAGAUGAUCAAAGUCAUCAUCUGCAUCAGCAGCAACUUGUUGAGGCAGUUACAACCACUGUUAAUUUAGGUCCCAUGGAUGCACCGCAUCAAGUGCAUCAGGUGCAGACACCAAAUGGCACAUCUUUUGUCUAUGAGUACUAUAAAGUGCCGGACAAAGAUACAGAUGCCGAACUACACUGGAGCACUCCAACUGCUGGCAAUAAAUUGAAUGGACAAACCACACCCCUCGACGUAUCUGGCCUAUCACAAAAUGAAAUCCAAGGCCUGUUGCUUGGUGCACACCCAGCGUCUUCAGCAACGGGCACCACAGCCGUUCCAACAACGACAAUUUCACAGCAAUCAACAAUUGUGGAGGCUGCUGGCGGUGGCGCUGCCACAGCUGUUGUUGUCACUGCAGAUCAACAACGUCAACAACAGCAGCAGCAGCAACAGCAACAACAUCAUCAUCAAACCCAAACAAUAAAUAUUAAACGUGAGCCUGAAGAUUUACGCAAGGAGCCGAAAAAUGGUGGUGCUGGUGGUAUUGUUGGUGGUACCAACGGUACAGCUGGCGGCAAUCACGGACAGAAGGUUUUAGUCGAGCAGUCGCCACCACCAACACAAAUACAUAUUAAAGAGCCACCACCCAGUCCUGGAAGCCCAACAACCGAUACAAUGUACGCUGCUGGCGGCGGCACACAAAUCUAUCUACAGGGUCCACAUCAAACUAGCUCUGCAGGCGCUGCCAAUGCCGUUAAUGCACAAACGCCCAGUCCUGGCCCAUACAUCAGUUCUGAUGGCUAUGGCAUGUACACAACACGUCUAACUGCUGGACCAACUUCAACAUUCAUAUCUGAGCCAUAUUAUCGCGAAUACUUCACUUCGGACGUACAAAGCGGUUAUGCACCAGCGCGUGCUGUUUAUACCGAUAAUGAUGGACCACAACCGGGAACCACAUACGAAGGACGUUUCAGUACUUCAACCACCACAAGUAGCGCUGCUGUUGUGCACACCUCCAAAAACUGUGCUCCAAUCUAUGCUAAAACUGUAACUGCUGCCGGUCUAACUGUCGAUUUGCCAAGCCCCGAUUCAGGUAUCGGUGCUGAUGCCAUAACUCCGCGGGAUCAGAAUAACAUUCAACAGUCAUUCGAUUAUACUGAAUUGUGUCAGCCGGGCGCUCUGAUCGAUAGCAAUGGCGCUAUUCCAGUUUCAGUCAACAGUUUACAGCAACGUGGUGCUGUCAGUGUUGUGCACGGUGGUCAAAACAGUCCAACCACCUCACUUGGCAGCACUGGCGCAAAUGGAGCCACACGUUCAAGGCCUUGGCAUGACUUUGGUCGCCAGAAUGAUGCGGACAAAAUACAAAUACCAAAAAUCUUCUCAAAUGUUGGUUUUAAAUAUCAUCUUGAGAGUCCAAUAAGUUCUUCACAACGUAGAGAAGAUGACAGAAUAACAUAUAUAAACAAAGGUCAAUUUUAUGGUAUAACAUUGGAAUAUGUACCAGAUCAAGACAAGCCAAUCAAAAAUUCUACUGUUAAGAGUGUCAUUAUGUUAAUGUUUCGUGAAGAGAAAAGUCCUGAUGAUGAAAUCAAGGCAUGGCAAUUCUGGCAUAGUCGGCAACAUUCUGUUAAGCAAAGGAUUUUGGAUGCGGAUACGAAAAAUUCAGUUGGCUUAGUUGGUUGUAUAGAGGAAGUAUCGCAUAAUGCCAUUGCCGUUUAUUGGAAUCCUUUGGAAAGCUCUGCCAAGGCGGUACUACAACUGGCGACACAUUGCUACGACGACACCCAAGCAAACUCCAAACAACCAAACAACCAAACAACCAAACAACCAAAUAACAAUCGCGAAAAGAUCGAGGCGCAAUUCGCAGUAGCUGCCAUUACGAGUGACAUCACACAGUUCAACACGGUAGUAGCAGCGAUUGAGUCAAGUGUUAUCGCCGAUGUAAGUGAUGCAGUGCUUCAUCCUCCUGAAACUGGAAGAUACGCUAAUUUAAAGGCUUGCAUCAUAGAGCGGUACAGUGAGAGCGAGCAGCGGAAGAUUCAACGGUUGUUGUCAGAAGUUGAACUUGGUGAUAGACGCCCAACACAGUUGCUAACGGAGUUGACAGCGUUAGCUAAAGACAAGGUGAGCGAUGAGUUCCUUAAGUCUCUUUGGCUGAAGCGUUUGCCACCACAAGUGCGCGCUAUUCUGCAGACAUCGAACGUGGCACUAGCAGAACUGGCGAAAUUAGCAGAUCGUAUUUGCGAGGCGGGUGAUUUUCAACAGAUAGCUGUAGCGUCAGCCUCUGAUUGUCCAGCCUAUUCUGAUAAUGCUGUGAUUUUACGAAGGCUUGAGCAAAUCGAACAGCGUCUGAGUCGUUUGGAUUUACGUCGUAGUGAGUCGGUGCAAAGUCGAUCGUCAUCGAGGAGACGUAGGCGAACUCGUUCCCGACCAGGAAGUCAUCCAGAUUGGUGCUGGUAUCACGAAAGGUUUGGUGAUAGAGCUAAUGCUUGUCGGCAGCCCUGUAGUUUUGUGCACGUUUUUCUUCGAGUGGAUCGUGCUCGAGCUCCACUUGAGCAGCCUUACGAAGGUCCAUUUGAGGUGCUGAGUCGUAGUGAGAAGACGUCUGUUAUUGUUUGCCGUGGGAGAGAGGUGACUGUUUCGAAUGAUAGGUUGAAGGCGGCGUACUUAACGUGUGAUGAUCUUGAACAGGUUGUUCCAGAAACGCGUCAGCCUUCAGCGCUGUUGAAUGGUGAUCAGUUAGUGACUUCUGGUGAUUGUAGGCGUGAAUCCCUGUUGCCGAUUCCGAAAGUGACACGAGCUGGUAGAGUAGUGCGUUUUCCAGCAAGCAUCAGGUGGAUGGAUGCUGUUGAUCAUUAUGACGAUUAUCAAUAUCUGUUCAAUCACUAUGUUUACAAUGCUGUCCAUGGUAAUUAUAAUGAUGGUGAUGGUGAUGAUGAUAAUGAUGAAGUUGAUAGUGGUGAUGUUUGUGACUCGAAAUGGCGUACGUACGCAUACGUAAAUACACGCAUGCCUACAUUUUAA
Molecule: messenger RNA, 3389 nt
Organism: Teleopsis dalmanni
Lineage: Eukaryota; Metazoa; Arthropoda; Insecta; Diptera; Diopsidae
Exons: 13
Coding region: 72-3389 (1105 amino acids)
Biological process (GO): regulation of transcription by RNA polymerase II
Cellular component (GO): nucleus
Molecular function (GO): RNA polymerase II cis-regulatory region sequence-specific DNA binding; DNA-binding transcription activator activity, RNA polymerase II-specific
Source: RefSeq, a predicted model, not a curated record